AUGGCGCCUCGAGUCAAUAUCCCUCCAGCGACCCGCAUCUGUCUUAUCAGCCUUCUCACCCUCUCCUUGCUGUAUAAUAUCGCCCGAUGGCGGCAACUUGACACCACGCCCGGCGCACCCGCCAUCACCCCGAUUAUACCCUAUUUGACACUCGUUCCUUCACAAUUUCUUUUCUAUCCGUGGACCCUCCUUACUGCGACAUUUGUGGAGCAGAACAUCUUCACCGUGCUUCUGAACGCGGCCAUUCUCUUUUAUGGCGGAAAAUACCUGGAGCGCGCAUGGGGAUCCCGGGAGUUUGCGAAGUUCAUCCUAGCCAUCGCCGUCAUCCCGAACGUGGUGAUUGUUCCGCUCUAUAUUCUAGGAGCUGCCCUCAGGAGCGGCUCCAGCAGCGGGUACGCCUUGUUCUCUCAUGACGAAUGCACAACAUCUUGCGCUUUCCCUACUGACUCACCGACUUCAAGCCUCACGCAGAUAUGCGGCGGUAUCUCGAUUCAAGCAUCCUUCCUGGUCGCCUUCAAACAACUUGUCCCUGAGCAUACGGUGACUAUCUUCAAAGGCUUGGUCAAAAUGCGGGUGAAGCACUUUCCCGCUCUGUUUUUGUUCCUGAACACGAUCAGCGGGGUUGUCUUUGGCACGCAUGUCGCAGCGAUUCUUGCCUGGCUCGGCCUCUUGACCAGUUGGACCUACCUUCGCUUCUUUAAACGCCAGCCUGAUCUUACCGGCACAUCGACCGAUGGGCUAGGCAUCAAGGGUGAUGCCAGCGAGACUUUUGCGUUUGCAUGCCUCUUCCCGGACGUGCUUCAGCCACCAAUCGCCUUUCUAUCCGAUCAAGUUUAUGCUCUGCUGGUCGCCGUCAGGAUCUGUACACCCUUCUCCGAGGAAGACAUUGCCUCGGGUAACCAGCAGGUUCUGGCACGCGGAGAGGCAGGUCUUCCCAGUCUUCUUUCCAACCAUCGCAACGGACGGGCCAUGGCGAAGCGGGAAGAAGCGGAGCGCAGACGUGCUCUAGCACUCAAGGCUCUCGACCAGAGGCUUCAAGCAGCAGCAGCAGGAAGAGUGCAGCCAGCGACCUCUGCAGCGAAUCAGCAAGGAUCCAGCCAUACUCAGACUCCGACACCCACAGUCUCAGCCGGCCAGAGUAUGUUAGGAGAAACCAGCUAUACCCCCGACCAUGCGUGA
Aspergillus tubingensis is the source of this 1179-nucleotide messenger RNA. RefSeq names its product rhomboid family protein. Gene Ontology annotation, cellular component: membrane; Golgi apparatus. Lineage: Eukaryota; Fungi; Ascomycota; Eurotiomycetes; Eurotiales; Aspergillaceae. Bases 1 to 1179 code for a protein of 392 amino acids. Gene Ontology annotation, biological process: retrograde vesicle-mediated transport, Golgi to endoplasmic reticulum. The transcript has a single exon. The record is from RefSeq and is a predicted model, not a curated record.